Heterobilharzia americana is the source of this 2301-nucleotide messenger RNA. Lineage: Eukaryota; Metazoa; Platyhelminthes; Trematoda; Strigeidida; Schistosomatidae. The record is from the annotation of a GenBank genome assembly.
AUGCUGUCGUCAGUUGAAUUUUAUCAUGAAAAGCAACAAGACUCUGCUAACUAUCAAAUUAAUAAGCCGAAAGAAAUGUGUGACACGUUUGUAGAUCAGACUAUACCUGAAGAAAUCCAUCCUAAAAACGAGUCAGAUGAUUAUUCUAGUGAUUUUAGCGAGACACAUUCUUCAGUUUCAUUGGAUGCCUUAACACCUGAACUUACAAAGCCAUAUUCUGCAUAUAAACCCAACAGCGUUACCCCUAAACUAUCAGCAGGAACAGAAAUUCAUGACACUGAAAAUUGUGAGUAUGUUUCAACGGGUCAACGUGUUCGCUGUGCUUUACUCAUUGAUCAAAUUACUGAUCGUAGUGACAAGAAAAACAACAAUGUAAUAAGAUUUAAACAGUCAGACAACUUGUUAUUUCAUCAACACGUUCAUUCUCGUGUAAAACGAAGAGCCAACGAUCUAUUUAAAUUGAUUGAUUUAUCUUUGGAUCAGCUAAUAAAUGUGUUUGAGUUAAAGCCCAUAGAUUGUUAUGAAUUUCUUAUGCCACGAUCAAAUGAAUAUAGAAACCGAAUUCAUCGUCAGGUUCAAACAAAUGAUGAUGCUUUGGAUCGAGAAGUACAAACGGAACCAAUUGACGUUUGUCAUGGUGUGUGGACUCAACAACCAGCUAAUGAAAACGGAGAUUUCUAUGGAAGAGACAGCAGCAACAAUUACUUUCCUUCAAAAAUACCUUAUGAUUUGACAGAUGAUGCUUCAAUGAAAACAGUUCUAGGUGAAUUAACCAGGGAAUUUUGUUUGGGAACUAACACUUGUAGUGCUGUCAUUGAGGAUACAAACAACAUUGCGAAUAUUCUGUUCGCGGAUGAAUCUAAAUUAUCAACAAAUUACAAUUUCAAAAAUUCUAAUAACUGUAGUCAACUACCGGACAGUUUUUCAGAAUAUCUUUAUUUAAUGCUGGAUAUAUUGAAUGAAGAAAACUUGGCAAGCACCACAUAUUUAUUCAAGAAUUGUAGUAAAAAUGAUAAUGAAUUCGAAUCAGAUGGAAGUGAUUAUGUAGAAAUUUUGUUUCACUCAACAGUUAGUCCUUUUUCGUAUGAAACAGAUGAUGAUAGUCAAAAAAUACCAAGUACAACUGCAGUGCCUAAUGGGGAUUUUAAUUCAGUGAAUGUUGGUGAAACAUACAAGCCCAAUAAUGCAUCUUCUUUUUGGGAAAACUAUGAAUGUGUUGCAUGCGAAUGUGCACCACAAAAUCAGUCGGUCAUUUUAACUAUUCACCGACCAGUCAAACUUAGUCAAGGACACGAACUGGAGCAUUGUUUUAAUAGCAGCACAAGAGCUGGUGAAUUUAUAUGUAUUUGGACGGCAAUCGGUUCAAAACAUCUGCCUGACCGUCUACUUUAUUGUCCAGGCCUAUCUGAAACUGGUUUAAAAGGCUCCAAUUUGAAUUGUGCAAUAUUCAGUCCAGAUAAGGAUGCGAGUUUGGUGAUUGCUGGUUUAUGUAAUGGUAGCUUAUCGAUUUGGGAUUUACAUAAUUAUUCAAGCGAAAUACUGAUGAAACCAACAAAUUUUGUAAUUUAUGAUGAUAAUAAUCCAUGCAGAUUUGGCAGUAUUAAUGGCUUUAAAAACUCAGGUUUACCUGUUGCAUUUCCGCCAACAUAUAUAACAUCAGCUGUCGAAGUCACUGAUUUCGCAACUAUGAAUGAUUCUAAAUCAGUAGACAAUUUUUAUAUAAAACAAUCCAGUCACUUCAAUCCAAUCAUCUCUAUUAAAAUUGCUGAUUUUAAUCAACAACUGGAGUAUUCCUCAGGAGUAAUUGAAAUAACCAAAAAUGUAGACAGAUUUCAAUUCGUUGCGUUAGAUGAUGUUGGCAACCUUAGUUUGUGGUUAGUUCUGAUGAUCGGGGGUGCAAACUACGGUUUGUCGCCUGGUAAAGGUUGGAUACGCCUAAUUCGCUUGUUAUUCAUUGAAAAUAAACUAACACAUCAUGUUCCGACCUAUUUAAACGAAAAUCCUUCGAAAUAUCGUGCUGACAAACAAACAAACGAAUCUAGUAACAAAACUAUAGCAACUUGUUUAGCUGUGGCUAGACAUGGAACUUUCUUGAUUGGUUGCAGCAACGGUAAGAUUGUCCACCGCAGACGUUCGUCUAGUCAAAUAGUUUAUCCUAAAUUAUUUUCAAGAAUAUUGUGUUGCGCUGCAGUGCAGACAAUAGCAGUUCAUCCAAACGAAUCAUUGCAUUUAUUUCUUGCAGGCUAUGCAGAUGGUAAAAUUUGUUUGUAUAAAAACAAAUUAUUUCCAACCAAUACUUGA